Molecule: messenger RNA, 2466 nt
Organism: Nematocida ausubeli
Lineage: Eukaryota; Fungi; Microsporidia
Exons: 1
Coding region: 1-2466 (821 amino acids)
Biological process (GO): tRNA wobble uridine modification
Cellular component (GO): elongator holoenzyme complex
Molecular function (GO): protein binding
Source: RefSeq, a predicted model, not a curated record
AUGCAGCUGGCAGCCAGAGAAAAUACAGCAGAUUUAUUGCCCAGCCGGGAAGUGUCUGAGAAAAGACAGAAUAUAGAAGAAAGCAAUGAAAAUUUGUCUGUGUCAUUGAAUGCAGAGCUAUUGAAAAAGGGGCACGUGGCAGUUGGGAUGCCAAGACGGUGCAGAACACUCUCUUUUAUGCAUGCAGGGUGUGUGUACUUUGCUGUAGGGCGGGCUGUGGUCCGGGUGGAAAAUGCUUUGAAUGCAGAGAGUGUGCCCAAGUCCACCGAGAUGAUCACAACUGCAGAAAGCAGCAUAUCUGCGCUAUCCAUAGAAAACGAAGUCAUUUCAAUUGGAACACUUUCUGGAGAGAUUAUUUUGAUGACAACAGAUGGCCAGGUUAUUUACAAGCAGAAAGUGGAUGGCAUGGUGCACCACAUUCAUAUCGCGCAGGAUUAUAUAUAUAUCUCUAUUUUGUAUGCUCUCAUAAAAGUUAAAUACAAGAACCAGACAGACCUGGCAGAGGGGCAGAUACAGAAAGCAUCACUGGACAGAUACGACACAGUUGCCAGAAUGAAUGACAUUAUCAUGCAUGUCUCAGCUAUACAACAGAGCCAUGGAGAAGUAUUGAUGUAUGCAAAUAGCAACACACUUUUUGUGAACAAAGCAAGUGUAACAUACUCUGCAAAUGUGGUGUUUGCUAAGUCUCUGCGUCUCUCUGAUAGUUGCACGCGAAUUAUCACAGGGCUAACAAAUAGAAAGGUGUAUAUAUAUGAAUAUAAGGAAGACAAACUGACUUUAUUGCAGAUUAUAUACGCACAGGGCCUUAUUUACGACGGAAUUAUAGUUAACUCGCAUGUAAUUGUGCUAUCCCUAAGCAACUCCAUUAAUAUUUACAACUGCAGAAAGACAGCAGAGUGUGUUGGAAUGAUUGGCCCAUACGAUGAAGAAAUAAUUAAAGUAUAUGCGAAUAGACAAAAAAUUACCGAAGCACUGGAUGGAUUGGAUGAGUCUACUGAGGAGAUUGCACACAUCAUAAUGAGCCAUCUAUAUAUAGCACUCAACACAGGCGGUAUGUUUAAAUAUGCAACAGACACACCAGCUAUUACAAACAAAAUAGACGAAAAGGAAUCCUUUAAUAGUGAAAACGAUCAAAGAAUACACCAAGAGUCUAAUAGAGAUUUGGAAAAGAAGCAGAAUAAUCUCCUUGGAGUAUCCCCACUCUGCAACACACCUGGAAAUAUCAUCUCUGGCUGCCUUGAAAAAAUAACACAUCUUUCAAUUGUGCAUGACUGCAUAAUUGCAGCAAGCGGCCCAGUUGUUAGAAUAUUCUGUGUGGAGAAUGAGUCUAUACGGGAAAUAUUUAGGCCUGUUGUUGAUGGGUUUCCAAUAAAUUCUGUUAUUGCAGGAUGGCAACCAGAAGAUGCAUCAGCUGCAGCACAGGAUUUUACGCUAAUUACAAACAGCAAUAAUAUUCUGAAAGUAUUUAAGCCCACAAGGCUCUUUAACCUUGUGAGUGCGCACACCAAGCUGAAAGAGAUUUCCCAAAGACUUGCAGAACACCAGGCAUCCCAUCUGAGCGCUGAAGGAGCACAAUUAGAUGGAGUUGAAUGUCUUUCAGACAAAGCUCUUUCUUUGCAAAGUCACAUUAAAAACCAAGAAGAAGCAGGGGCAUCCGCAAAUACGCCAUACACAGCCACAAAGCAAGAACUUUCUUUGACCACACUUGCCUUCGCACAUCCUUCUUCAUCUGAAAGAGAGUACAUUGAGGCAUCGAUUGGAACCGAUCCUGGCCUUGCUGCAAACCACUUUAUAGAAGUAGACAAGAUAUUCGGGUUCCCAUUUGAAAUUUCCACAUUCAUAAAACACUCUGACUCUAUGGUAGUUCUCGCAUGUAAGUCUUCACAGAAAGCAUUUGCAAACCUCUUUGUUCUGAACUCCCGCCUGGAGACAGUGCAGAAGAUAUUUUCGCACACAAAAACCAUUACACACAUUCUGUCCUCGCAUGAUAAGGUGUUUUCCAUUGGUAAAGACCGUCAGCUGUGCACGUACAGAGUGUCCCUGGGAAGAAGUACUUUGCCACAGGAUGAACUUACGCCUGCCUUCCAGGAGAGUGACCUGGGGCUUGAGCUCUACAGCAGAAGAACAGACCACAAAAAAGAAGUCCUGGCAGCGAGCGUGUGCGGCACAGAACUACUCACAUCCUCAAGAGACAAAACACUCAACACAUACGAUAUACAAGAUAACGAUACCGUUUUGGUUAAAACACAGACAUUUGAUGAGCCAGUGUCUGCAAUCUGCAUAUUUACGUUGGAUGGCUGCAAAUAUACCGUACUAGGAAAUACUACAGGAUAUUUAACGAUAAAUGAAAAGACGCAAAAACUGCAUAAUUCACCUAUCACACAUAUACAUCAAUAUCACCAUCAUAUCAUUACAGCCACAGAAGAAGGCCUCCUUAGAAUAACCCAGAUCACAGACCUGCUGUAA